UCCUACAGCUGGUACCAGAACUCUCUCUAAUCUUCACUGGAAGAAAAUGUCUAUCCAAAUUGAACACCCUGCUGGUGGCUACAAGAAACUAUUUGAAACUGUGGAGGAACUGUCCUCACCACUAACAGCUCAUGUCACAGGCAGGAUUCCCCUCUGGCUAACUGGCAGUCUCCUCCGAUGUGGGCCAGGGCUCUUUGAAGUUGGAUCUGAGCCUUUCUAUCACCUAUUUGAUGGACAAGCCCUUUUACACAAGUUUGACUUUAAGGAGGGCCAUGUCACAUACCACAGAAGAUUCAUCCGCACUGAUGCUUAUGUUCGAGCAAUGACUGAGAAGAGGAUUGUCAUAACAGAAUUUGGCACCUGUGCUUUCCCAGACCCCUGCAAGAAUAUAUUUUCCAGGUUUUUUUCUUACUUUCGAGGAGUAGAGGUUACUGACAAUGCCCUUGUAAAUAUCUACCCAGUGGGAGAAGAUUACUAUGCAUGUACAGAGACCAACUUUAUCACAAAGAUUAACCCAGAGACCUUGGAAACAAUUAAGCAGGUUGAUCUUUGCAACUAUAUUUCAGUCAAUGGUGCCACUGCUCAUCCACAUAUUGAAAGUGAUGGAACAGUUUACAACAUUGGCAAUUGCUUUGGGAAAAAUUUUACAGUUGCCUACAACAUUAUUAAGAUCCCUCCACUGAAAGCAGACAAGGAAGAUCCAAUAAACAAGUCAGAAGUUGUUGUGCAGUUCCCUUGCAGUGAUCGAUUCAAGCCAUCUUAUGUACACAGUUUUGGUCUGACUCCCAACUAUAUCGUUUUUGUGGAGACUCCAGUCAAAAUUAACCUUUUCAAGUUUCUUUCUUCGUGGAGUCUUUGGGGAGCCAACUACAUGGACUGUUUCGAAUCCAAUGAAAGCAUGGGGGUUUGGCUUCAUGUUGCUGAUAAAAAAAGAAAAAAAUAUUUCAAUAACAAAUAUAGGACUUCCCCUUUCAAUCUCUUCCAUCAUAUCAAUACCUAUGAAGACAAUGGAUUUCUGAUUGUGGAUCUCUGUUGCUGGAAAGGGUUUGAAUUUGUUUAUAAUUACUUAUAUUUAGCCAAUUUACGUGAGAAUUGGGAAGAAGUAAAAAGAAAUGCUAUGAAGGCUCCUCAGCCUGAAGUCAGGAGAUAUGUACUUCCUUUGACAAUUGACAAGGUUGACACAGGCAGAAAUUUAGUCACACUCCCCCAUACAACUGCCACAGCCAUUCUGUGCAGUGAUGAGACCAUAUGGCUGGAACCUGAGGUUCUCUUUUCAGGGCCUCGUCAAGCCUUUGAAUUUCCUCAAAUCAAUUACCAGAAAUUUGGGGGGAAACCUUAUACUUAUGCAUACGGACUUGGGUUGAAUCACUUUGUUCCAGACAAGCUCUGUAAGCUGAACGUCAAAACUAAAGAAAUCUGGAUGUGGCAAGAGCCAGAUUCUUACCCAUCUGAACCCAUCUUUGUUUCUCAACCAGAUGCUCUGGAAGAAGAUGAUGGUGUGGUUCUGAGUGUGGUGGUAAGCCCUGGGGCAGGACAAAAGCCUGCAUAUCUCCUGGUUCUGAAUGCCAAAGACUUGAGUGAAAUUGCCAGGGCUGAAGUGGAGACUAAUAUCCCUGUGACCUUCCAUGGACUGUUCAAAAGAUCAUGAACAUAUUCCAGAGAUGGCUCAGCAGUACAACACUGACUGCCCUUCUACAGAUCCUGAGUUCAUUUCCCAAUGAUCACCUGGUGACUCACUUCCAUCUGAAAUGGAAUCUGAUGCCCUCUUCUGGUGUGUCUGAAGACAGCUACAGUGUACUCAUAUAUGUAUAUGAUAAAUAAAUCUUUAAAAAAA
Messenger RNA from Mus pahari (shrew mouse), 1834 nucleotides. It is a transcript of the gene Rpe65, whose product is annotated as retinoid isomerohydrolase RPE65. The transcript is spliced from 15 exons. Gene Ontology annotation, biological process: retinal metabolic process; zeaxanthin biosynthetic process. Gene Ontology annotation, molecular function: retinol isomerase activity; all-trans-retinyl-ester hydrolase, 11-cis retinol forming activity; beta-carotene 15,15'-dioxygenase activity. The coding region runs from base 47 to 1648 and encodes 533 amino acids. Lineage: Eukaryota; Metazoa; Chordata; Mammalia; Rodentia; Muridae. The record is from RefSeq and is a predicted model, not a curated record.